GGCAGGUAAAAUUGCAGCGUUCAAACGAGUUCAUAAACGUGAUAAGAUAUCUUUUGCUUGUUUGGCGGAGCCAUUCAACAAUUGCUUGAUUAAUUUGAAUCAUCAACCAACCAUUAUUAUCCUAUUAUUAUAUAAUAGGAUCAUUCAAAGCCGAUUCCGUUUUUGUUUAUUAACAAAAUACAAUCGGAAGAACAAUAUUUUGAUCCAUCCUGGAUGCUGACAGAUAUUUGCCGAUCUAUUCUGUUGUCUAUAUUUACAGUUGUGAAAAAUAAUGCAGCUUUGUUCACCUAGCGAAACCAAUAACGGAAUUCCAUCGGAUACUUUGAUUGAACAUCAAAGAAACCGUUGUUCCCCUCCUGUAGUUAUAACCAUGUCUUCAAGGUACCAAAACGGCUCUAGGUCGCCUUCGAAAAGCCCAGAGACAGUCCCAGUCAAACCAACUACAAAAUCACCGAAAACAUUUUCCUUCUCUGUGGACUCUUUGCUUUCUGAUGACAGUGGCCGAAGGUCUUCGACAAGUCCCGAACAAAAACUUGAUACCAAGACACUGAAUGGCAACGCUGAAAGACUUGAACAAAACAGUAUCUGCAUGAAGCAGUUCAGUAUGGACAGAAUACUGGAUCAGGAACUGAAAAUGAUACCUAGAGUUCCAACUACUUUUAUAACUCCUACGUCGGUUUCGAAAUCCGGACUCAUGCACCCUCCAGAAACGAACUUAGCGUGGAAUCCUCCUCUCACGACUGUGCCCUGGUUUCAAGUAUCAAGGUCCAUGUCCCCUGUUCAUAAGCAUGGAGAACUACCCAAACUACCUCCAAUGAAAUGCCAACUCAGAAAACACAAAAGCAACCGCAAACCUAGGACACCUUUCACCACACAGCAACUGCUGUCUUUGGAAAGAAAAUUCAGAGCAAAACAGUACCUCUCCAUUGCUGAGCGGGCUGAAUUCUCUUCGUCACUGAACCUCACAGAGACCCAAGUUAAAAUCUGGUUCCAAAAUCGGAGAGCAAAAGAAAAACGAUUGAAAGAGGCCGAAAUUGAGAAAAUAAGAAUGGCAGCAAGACCCAUGCUCCCAGCUUUCCCAUUUGGCGCCCAUGGAUUCAUUGCCGGAAUUCCUCCACCAGCUCAUAUAGGAACAAAUGGAAUUCCUGUAUCCAGGGCUUUUAUGUCGCCGAUAAUGUCUCCUUACCCUUUUUAUACGUCAUCGUCAUCUGGACAUACGUCCUCUCCUAUUGCGACAGCAUGUCCUCAGUGAUAAACAUUCUUAAAGACAAUUCUUUAAAAGACUCAACGCAGAAAAAUCUAAAAAUGUAUCGAAAACAUAGGUAUAAGGUUUGUCAUAUUUCCGUUCGACUGGAAAUUCGCCUUGGAAGUUUGGAAAAAAAGCUUUGCUUUUCAGAUUGUAAAUUGUAUGUUGAUGAAGCAGAAUUUAUCUGUUUUGAUAAUUAUACCUUAAAUGUUUUUCUGCAGCUUUGCAUUUUUUUCUGGCACUCAGGAUUGUUGAUUUUAAACUGCUUUGUCAUGUAUAGUUUAGUUUUUAUCAUUUUAAUUCACUAUUUUUUUAAUUACUACAGAAAAGUUUACAAUUCCAUUGAUGUAUUGCUCUGUGAUAAUUUGAUGCUAUUUGAUCGCCAAAUUAAAAAAAAAAAAUGAUUUUAGUAAAUAAAGGGCAUUUUUUAUUGCAAAAAUUCUAGUCAAAACUUUUUUCA
Molecule: messenger RNA, 1706 nt
Organism: Argiope bruennichi
Lineage: Eukaryota; Metazoa; Arthropoda; Arachnida; Araneae; Araneidae
Product: homeobox protein MSH-C-like
Exons: 2
Coding region: 272-1252 (326 amino acids)
Biological process (GO): regulation of transcription by RNA polymerase II; embryonic morphogenesis
Cellular component (GO): nucleus
Molecular function (GO): DNA-binding transcription factor activity, RNA polymerase II-specific; RNA polymerase II transcription regulatory region sequence-specific DNA binding
Source: RefSeq, a predicted model, not a curated record